AUGGAAAUGCUUUCAAAACUGCCUGCUGAACAGAUAAUUAUUCAAAAAGAGAAUGCUGGAAAAAGCAACAGCCAAAUGAUCAAGUAUCAUCCUCAAGAGCCAUCAAUUUCCUCAGCCAAGGAAUCAAAAUAUGUGGAGAUUUACAAUUUCCCUGGAGGGAGAGAAGAUAGUCCCCAGACUCUAAAACUGAAUCUAGCACAGGAUGGAAGUAAAGUGGCUUUUAUCAGACCCAAAAAUGGACCUUGCGGGAUCAGUGAGGUUAACAGAUUGGCUAACAAAAUCUUGGCAGACAAAGCUGCGAAUCAAGAAUCCCCAGAUUAUACAUCUAAAAUGGAAGGCACUCCUUCCCCCAUGGGGAUGAAAGCUGAUGAGGUUGGGGAAAGGAUCACUGGCAUCAGCUCAGAAGAGUCUGAGAACACUCUGUCCCCUAGUAUCUCCAACAUUCAGCUUUACACACAUGGCUGCCCAGAAUCAUCUUCAUCAUCUUGUCCCUCACCAAUAAAAAAGACAGGGAGUUUUCCAAAAGCGGAUGACUUAGAAAGAGGGGGAAAAACCUCCUCCUCAUUUGGGUAUGACAGCGAUGAAGAUGAUGAAGCAGACUGCAAAGAAAUCUGUCUGAGCCAUGAAAGAGGAAGAUGCAGGCAUGCUUCACAGCUAUCGCAGUCACAACCCAGCUAUACCAGUGAAAACAACAAUAGUAAUAAUGAUGAGGCACAUUAUAUUACCACCCAUGAAAUCCAGCUUAGUGAAGUAGACCAUGACAUGGAUUUUGACUAUGGAUUAGCUUCUCGAUGGGACUUUGAGGACAACAAUGUAAUUUAUUCCUUUGUGGAUUACGCUUCCUUUGGGAGUGAAGAGACUCUUGCAGACACACAAACAGAAGAGGAUAAUAGCUGUUAUCUCAGCACAACCACCAGUGAUCCUAAUAAUCAGACAGACAGUAUUGAUAAUACCAGCAGUACAGAGAUAGUCAGCAUUAAUUCUGAAAAUGAUACCCCAAGCACAGACAAAUGCGCCAGCUCGGAAGAAAGUCAGUCCAAGAACCUCUGCAACAUGAGUGAGAAUUCUGCAGGCCAGAUACUCCUAUCAAUCAAACCAACUUCCAGGGCUAUAAAUGAGCCUAGCAACCAGCACGAAAAGCAAAACAUUAUUUAUGCUGCCAAGCAUGAAAGCGACAUGAGCCUCUGUGUCUCCACAGCUCAUGAACGAAAUUCAAGUUUCAAACAAGAUGUGUUUCAUGACUAUGCAAAAAAAUUUAUUGCAGUUCCUGCACGCUUGCAAACAAGGUGCGGAGCCAUAAAAGCAAGAGAAUUGGGUGGAUAUUCAAGUGGUGCCUCCAGCGUGGUAAGUGAGUUGGAUGAUGCAGAUAAAGAAGUAAGAAGCCUGACAGCAAGGGCAUUUCGGAGCUUAGCUUAUCCCUACUUUGAUACCCUGAACUUGAGUUCCAGAGAGUCUUCCACAUCUCUUUCAGAUCACAAUCUAGGAAUCAACCAGUGGUCAACUUACUUGGAUUUAAAGUGCAGCAGCCUUGGACAGAAAGCAGAGCAGAAUCUUUUCAAAAGCAGCGCUGCGUCUGCUGGAUGGAAAAGAAGCUCUGGGACUAAGACAUCCAGUGACCAUUUCUACAUUCACUCCAAUAAGUCACAGACCAAAGCAUUGGAAUUUGUUGUCAGUAAACUUGAUGGAGAGAUAACGCACGUUGAAACACCACCUUGCUUUGAAAAACAGGUCCAGUCAGGCUCCCGAGUUGUUACUUUGCUGGAGACUUUGAAUUUCAGCAGCAAUAUUAAUGCAGGUGUCCCCAGACCUGCUAAACCUUCUGAAAAUGCUGCUGUUGGGUCAAGUUGCACAGAUGAAGUUACAGAAACACUGCCAAAGGAGCAGGGCAAUGAAAUCUGCAAACAAACUCGAGUGGUUGCAGAAACCAUGGAAGGAAUGCAGAAGUCAAAAUUUGCAUCUAGCCUCCUCAAAAAUGUUAUUUCAAAGAAAAUGCAACGGGAACAUGAGUUCAAAAUGGAAAGGGGAGAGAUCACAGACACCACAUACUCUGGUAUGUCAAAUUCCUCAUCUGCUAAAGAGGUAGAUAGCACUGCCAAAGAGAAGUUAAAGAAUGGGGGGUUGCAGAGACAAAAUUCAAGAUAUUCAGAAGGCAGCUCUGAUUGCACUAUUGUAACAGCAGAUGAUUUGGGGGAGUUUUUGGAAAGCAAGUCACCAACCUCCAAGCCCUCUACUCCCCGGGAGGCCACUGUUAGCCUAAAUCGAACCCUUUCGGAAACAUUUUUAGAAGAGGCAUGUAAAAUAAAACGAAGUGCCUCUGAAACGCUCAAGGCAACUUUCCUCCGUAGCCAGAACAGUGCGUUUAGAACAUGGAAAGAAAAAGAAGCAGAGAAAAAAGAAGAAAAAGUUCCUGUGGGAAAACUGAAAAUUGGAUCUAAAGGUGAUUGGAAGGCUGAUAUGGGAGAAAUCACAGCUAGCAAAGCAAUUAAAAUGUCUCGUCUUUUUGUCCCAAAUAUUCAACAAACAACCAAAGAUAAUACUAACUUGCAUGUAACUAAAUACUCCUCAGCAACUACUGCAGCAGCUGCUAUUGCCACUACAAUGAUAAAGCCCAAACCUCCAGAGAUCAAGAUAAGUUUGGGAAGUGUGGAGCAGAACAAAGAUCACCCUUUCAAUAUUGCUAAGCUUCUCACCCCCAAGAUAGCUGGAAAUACCCCCAGUUUUUUCAAGACAGCUCCAUGUCAACAACAAAAGCAAAUAAAAGGGGAGACUAUGGACAAACUGCCUCAAUUUCAGGUACGUGAUAUAAGAGAAAAUAAGUCUAAAGUCCAAGGGCCUAUACAUCAGGUGAGAGAUGUCAGGAAAUUAAUCAAAAGUAGUUAUGGUCUUGAGUCAGGGGAUAACCACAGUGACAGAGGUAGUGUUAACUCUGAUCAGGGAACUUUUGACCAGAAACCCAAACAGCUGAUGUCAACAGGCAUUCCUAGGUCUCUGUCUCCCAUGGUGAUAACUUGUCAGGCAGUAAGUAACAGUAAAGAGGACAAGAAGCCCAACAAAUCUUCUGAGAUGGGGGCCAAAGUAAAUAAUGGAGGCAAGAGGCUGCCUUCCAACCAAGAAGGAACCAUCCUGGUGCACAGGACCUCAGGAAGGCUGCCAGUAGCCACCAUUGCUCCCAACAAGAGUGACCCUCGCCAGCCUGCUGUACUGAAGAUAGUCUCCAAAACAUCUGUGCCCUGGAGGCAGCAGUCACACCCACCACAACAGUCAGUGAUAACUGAGAAAAGCAGUAAGGUGGGACCACUGGUGGUAGAUGGAGAAGAACUUCCCAAAGAAGAGGUGACCAAGGCAUCUGUCUCAACAAACCAUCAGGCACUGGAAAAACUCACAGCAGCAGUCCGGAGCAUGGAAGAGCUAUACAGUUUCAGUAAAAAUGAGUGGAAACGAAAGAGUGACCCAUUACCGAUAAUUGACAGUCAUGUCCUGUCUCUCAUUGCCAGCGAGGAGCGAACCAUGGGAACCAUGAACAGUGCUAGGGAAGAAUCAAUGACAGUUGCCAAGGCUGAGGACCAGGAGGCAGCUCAGACGGUGGGAUUAACAACUUCUCCCAGCAGAUCAGCCCCAGAGCGCCAACCCCGUGGCAGAUUCUCCAACCCAACCAAGAACGUAGAGAAGGUCUCAGCCAAGACAGCGGCCUUUGAGAGCCUGGCCCUGGCCCGAGAGCAGACACGUGGUUCAGGCAUCUACCGGGAAUCCGCAUCAGGAACCACUGGGCCUGCUGAGAGGGGCAGAGUCCCUGUGGUCCCCCGCACCACCUUCACCUUCAGUGCUCAGGCCCAGAAGGCCAAGCAUCAACCUCUGGCACCUUCACCUCCUUCCCCUCCUCGAGGCCUCAAAGGCCAGGCCAGGCCUCGCACCAUCAAGCUCUUUGGCCGCCGAUUGGGGAGUCUGGUGGAGCCAGACAAGGGCCGCAAGGCCAUCGUUCCCGACUGCGGUAACUACUUGGCCAUCUCUCUCAAAGAGUCGUCGGUGGAGCAACCAGGAUCGGCCGCCGCAGGUGCAGGAGAAGGAGCAGGAGGCUUCGUGGAGGCUGCCUCGCCCGCUGCCGCCCAGCCUCUCAGCCUGGGCCAGUCCCUGGCAGGCUCCAACCCCAACAAGGCGCCCCAGCAGCAGCCCGCGGAGGAGCGCUCUGGCCCCACCACAGCCACCACUCAGCCUCAGCCUCUGGCCCAGCUGCAGCCGUCCUUGCCGCCGCCGACACAGCUCCCGGGGACGCCAGCGGCGGCUCCCCCGAUGGAAAUGUCUCCGGCGCACAUCUUCCCCCAGGCUCUGUCCCUCGCAGCGGCGGCGGCGGCCCUGACAGGAGCCGCUCAGCCGGCGACGCCUUUGCUGUGCUUCUCGCCGCCCAUGCCCGCCGAGCCCGCCGCCUUCCCGCCGCCUCAGACGCAGCGCAAGGUGCUGCUCGACCUCAGCACGGGCCAGUGCUACUUAGUAGACGCCCCGCUGCAGCCACAGCCCCAGCCGCAGAAGCGGCGCCUCUUCGACCCCGAAACGGGGCAGUACGUGGAGGUGCCCUUGCCCGCCUCGGCGCCGCCGCCGCCCCUGGCCCCCUUGACCAUCCCCAUGUCCUCCCUGGCGCUGGGAGCGGCCGCGGGAACCUACGGCGCCCCGGCCGCAGCCUACAUGUUCUACCCGGGCUUCCUGCCGGCCCUCCUGUCCGCCAGCGCCCUGCAAGGACAGCUCGCCCAGCAGCCCGGCGGUGAGCUUGGGGCCGCGGCUGCCUCGUUCAGGGGCGCCGCCAGCCCCGCGGCAGAAAGUCCGUAUUACAUGCCAACGGGCACGCAGCAGCAGCAGCAGCCAUGCCCACAAGCGGGUCCCGGCGACGGGAAAGCGCCGCUCAUCAGCAUCAUCUCGCAGCCGCUGGGCCCCAGGAUCAUCGCGCCUCCGUCCUUCGACGGCACCACCAUGCGCUUCGUCCUGGAGCACCGGUGAUGGGGCGCCGGCCAGGAGAGAUGCUGCUGCUGGUACGACGGGCACAAAGAACAAGAAUUUGUCUCCCUUAAUCUGAAAUGUACUUGGUAAUUUUAAAUUUUCAUUUAAAUUGCUGUCUUCUGAUGUAUUGCUCAUGCAUUGCUUUGUGCAAAACACGUAUUACAUUGUUUUCAUGUUUGGAUAAGCUGUCCCCUCAUUUUUAACUAUGCAUAAAUUUAAUUAUGCAAAUAUGAAUGAUUGAAUUGUGGCAUUUCCUGUAGUGUUUUAAAAUGUAGAAACUAGUAAUCCGUGUACUGUGCAACACAUGGCUAACUACAGGCGACCUACAAAUGCAUAUACAGAAGCAGAAGGAGUCAUUUUUGGUUUUGAAUAAAAAAAACUUUGAGUGAAGAAGUAACAUUCUGGUAUAGCCUUGCAGAUAUGCAUUUGUAGGUUUUUU
Candoia aspera is the source of this 5425-nucleotide messenger RNA. It is a transcript of the gene C8H4orf54, whose product is annotated as chromosome 8 C4orf54 homolog. The record is from RefSeq and is a predicted model, not a curated record. Bases 1 to 4986 code for a protein of 1661 amino acids. The transcript has 2 exons. Lineage: Eukaryota; Metazoa; Chordata; Lepidosauria; Squamata; Candoiidae.